AUGCAAACCGUAUCAGCCCCAGAUUAUGAACAUACAUCCCACCGGAAGGCAGGCCCGGAAGUACUUGAGCUCCUCGAUAUGAGAGAGGAUGCCAGCGACGUUCCUUUCCCUCAAGGGCUGUUAUGGGAUCAUGGAGGCAUUAGCUUGAUAGUCACCAUUAUGAAGUUGGAUCUCAUCUUACACUCACAAAUAUGCAUUCGCACUCACCCACAAAUAGAUGGUAUAGAUGACUGUAAUGACUUUCUGGUAGGAGUUGUUCCGCCUAGUGCUGCUCUCUAUAGGGAAAUUAUAAGCUUGAUAUGGAUGCUUACGAUUAGCCAUCGACGGCGGCAAUUAUCAAAGGUCUCGGGCAAUGCUAGGACCUAUCGGCUAGGAGUGGCCACUGAGUCAUCGCGGAGGUUCCCGGUAAGUACUGGCUCAGCCGAUGCAGUCACCUCUGCGGGGUACGGUGUGGGCGGGGGUAUACGGUCAGGAACUGAGUCUGUGCCGGGGUAUCUGUGGUGUAGGGAGUGA
This is a messenger RNA of Nezara viridula (southern green stink bug), 513 nucleotides long. NCBI's taxonomy places the organism in Eukaryota, Metazoa, Arthropoda, Insecta, Hemiptera, Pentatomidae. The record is from the annotation of a GenBank genome assembly.